This is a messenger RNA of Cimex lectularius (bed bug), 1365 nucleotides long. Its product is annotated as negative elongation factor E-like. Gene Ontology annotation, molecular function: RNA binding. Gene Ontology annotation, cellular component: NELF complex. NCBI's taxonomy places the organism in Eukaryota, Metazoa, Arthropoda, Insecta, Hemiptera, Cimicidae. Gene Ontology annotation, biological process: negative regulation of transcription elongation by RNA polymerase II. Bases 94 to 861 code for a protein of 255 amino acids. The record is from RefSeq and is a predicted model, not a curated record. The transcript is spliced from 7 exons.
UGUUCUCUAGGCGGUCAGUGGAUUUCGUAGGUUUCCGAAACCUUACAUCAAAAACAGACAGUACAAACUACAAAGUACAAACUACAAAGUACAAUGGUCUUCCUCCACAUCCCUCCGAAUUAUACCGAAGAAGAGAUUAUGCUGCAGGCGAAAUAUGACAAAUUGAAACGCAAGAAAAAAGCACUUCACGUAAUGAAAGUACCGCGUCAAGAACCGGAAAGAAUUACUCCAGUCAAAGUACCGCAGAAUGACGGAAGGGAUGCACGAGAAAUAGCUAAAAAGCUACUCAAAAGUGGAGCAAUAUCUGCUAUUAAGAAAACUCCAAAAAGAGAUGAGUUGUCUGGUUUCAAGCGUCCUGGUGGUUCCAGUGGUAGAAAAAGUGAGGCAUUGAGGUUAAGUGGUUAUCAUCCCUUUGCAGGUAACAUUGAAGAAUCUCGUCCAAGCAUCAAGAAACUUUACACUUCUAUGAAUAAGACUGAUGAUGAUCCUGAUUGGUCACCCGAACAGAAAAAACAAAGUCCAAAAGUGAACAGAAGUUCAGUUUUUGUCAAAGGUUUAGGUGUUAAUGAGACCCUAGUUAAAAGAACUUUCUCAGAGCAUGGGGAAAUUGCAAAUAUCAAAAUUGAUACCGAAAAAAGACAAGGCGUUGUAACUUUCAAGAACCCAGAAUCUGCUGAAUCAUGCAUCUCUGCCUUAAAUGGAAGUGUGUUCAAUGGGUACCAGCUUGCAGUAUCAUUUAAUAAUAGACGACCUCCUAAAUCAGCACAAGACAUGCUUUCAGAUUCGCAGACACUAGCCGAUGUCGCAGUAAAUAAGGACCCAUCUCGGGAACUUGUCAUAUAUGAUGAUGUAUUUUUUUAAAAAGACUUGUGAUGCAUAAAGUUCCUUGUAAAAUUAAUUAGAAUAUCUAUCAUUAACGUUGUAAGAAUGAAGAACUGAUUUAUUGUGUGUUUAUGGUUGAGUAAGUUAUUCUAAAUACUUUUCUUAAAAAUAAACUGUGAAGUAUAAGAUAAAAUAAAUAAAAAUCUAAUUUUUCCAUUGAAAUUCAUAAAUUAAUUUAAAAAGGUAUUGUUAUGUACAUACUUUGAACUUACUUGUGAUAGUCACACAAAUUAACAAGUUACAAUCUUGCCCAACAGUUACAUGUACUUAAAAGAACAUGCAUUAUGGACAUAUAUUUAGUUCAAUAAUACUGAUUUAAUUAAAAAAUAUUUAUUUCAGUUAACAAUAUAAUAAUGACUGAGUAUAAAAUGUGUCCACUGGUAACAGUCCAUUUCCAUAAGAGUAUUAGUUUGAUAAGUAUUCCAUGUUCUUUGUGUUAAAAAAAAAUUAUAUGGUUUUCACAAUAAAGAUCUUUUCUCUUGG